Brenthis ino (lesser marbled fritillary) is the source of this 2253-nucleotide messenger RNA. NCBI's taxonomy places the organism in Eukaryota, Metazoa, Arthropoda, Insecta, Lepidoptera, Nymphalidae. The record is from the annotation of a GenBank genome assembly.
AUGAAACAAGUAUUAAAAGUUAUUAUUGUGGUAUUUGUUAUUGAUACUAUAAAAUGUCACGUGACAUCUUCAACAAAAUCAGAUUCGACCACUAUACUGCCAGAAAAUCAGCCGAAUAACGUUUCGGAAAUAAAAAUUAGUGAAAAGAAAACACAAAUUCCAAAAACAGUUAGUGUGAAUGAGACUAGAAUAUAUCUUGACAAUGUAUUAUUCACGUUAAAGAAUCAAAAUUGGACUGAAGAAGAAUUGCCAUGUUUAAACAAAACCUUACGACUACUUCACGAUUUACAAAACUUCACCCUUUGGGCGGUUUGGGAUUGGGACUCAAUAGCAUCACAGCCCCAAGGGUUACUUUAUGGCAGCAGGUACCAUCUUGGUAACUAUGACGAGUGUAUGAAUGCACCGUGGUACAAAAAAGAACCUGAUUUGAGAACUCAGUACUGUUUAGCAGAUAUAGAACUAGAAAGAACUGAUAAAAGUGUGAAGAAGAGGAUAUCUGACCCAUUUGAUCCAUAUCAGUCUGCUUUAAACGUUUUGGAGUACCAAUCCGAUUUCCUUCGUCCUUACAAUAAGUUGACAUGGGGAGUUUGUGCGCCAGCUGUCUGCCUGCCUCGGUCAGUGGAGAGGCUGACGAGAGUGUUGUUGAUACACAGCCAUCUCGGUACCGCAGGACUUAGAGCUCACAUCUCAAUCAAAGAGAAAUGCCAAAAAGUCAAUGAAACAAUGGAGUACGAUGGAUUAUUUUAUGGUUUUAUGGGAAUGGCUGUAAUUUUAUGUUCAGUUACCUUGAUAUGUACCAUCAUAAGGCACCAAACCGAAAAUUGCGACAAGAAUAAACUUGGGAACAGGAUAAUCGCGGCUUUUGAUAUGAAAGUGAAUGCGAAAAAUCUUUUGAAAGUUUCUGAUGAAAGCUUAGAUGUUCUGUAUGGAAUUAAAUUUCUAACAAUGUGUAUUAUCGUGUCUGCUCAUCAAUUUGGAAUAUUUAAUGGAGGACCAGUUAGUAAUGGCUUCAAAGUCGACGAGGAAACAACGACAAUAGCUGGUAUGAUAAUGCUUCACGAAGACGUCGUUGUAGACUCUUAUUUUGCACUGUCCGGACUCUUAACAGCGAUGUUUCUUAUUAAGACAAAACGAUUGCCUAAUAUUUUCUUACUUUUUCUAAGACGAUAUGUCAGAUUGAUAGUAGCAUAUGCUAUAGUCAUAUUCUACAUUUGCGCGAUCUUUCCCUAUACUGGAUCUGGUCCCUUAUGGUAUAGAGCCAUUGCCGGAGACACGGAGCAGUGUCGAAAAAAUUGGUGGAUCAGUCUACUAAUGCUGAGUAAUUACAUCGAUAGUGAAAAUAUUUGUUUAGUCAUAAGCUGGUACAUACCAUGCGACUUCCAUUUCUUCGUAAUAACGGUCCUACUGUAUGUGUUGUAUAAAAAACAACCUUCGAUUGGAAAAUUAUUUUUUAUCAUCAUAGCAAUAGCUUCUAUCGUCACUCCAGGAGUCAUAAAUUAUCUGUACAAUUUACCAGCUAUUCAGUUAUUUACUUAUGAUUUUAUUUCCAAUCCACGAGGACCGCUACAGUUUCACAUGACGUAUAUCAAGAGUCACACGCGCUACGCCGCAUAUUUAAUAGGCUUCUUAGCUGGUUAUUUGCAUAUAUACUGUUCCUCUUCAAAUAAUUACAGCAAGAUACCUCGGCAAUGGUCCAUACUUGGAGCAUAUUUCAGUAUUCUUAUAAUGGGUGUAGUAAUGUUCACUGGUCCACUGUUCCUGUGGCGUAGCUACGAUGUCCUCGAAAGCGCUAUUUAUGCGGCUAUAAACAGACCAGCGUGGGCCGCCUCUCUAAUGUUAUUUGUCAUGUGCUGCUCAUUGGGACAUGUCCCAAUCCUCAAAAGCUUUCUAAGUUGGUAUCCCUGGGUGCCGUUAAGCCGCCUUUCGUAUGGACUCUACCUCAUUCAUACCGUGUUCAUCUCCCGCAAUGUCUACGUCACGAGAAACCCACAACAUCAUGACUAUAUGAAUAUUAUAACGUCUACCCUCGGAAUCAUUUGUGAAGGCUGUAUUUUUGCGCUUAUCACGUGGCUCGUAGCUGAAGCUCCUAUCAACAAUCUACUCGUCAUUUGUCUUACACCCAGGCCUAAAAGUUCGGGAGAGACCGAAACUAAUCAAGAAGUUCAACGACCAACUAGUAGUGCUAAUUAUACGAAUAAUGGUUACCUACAAGAGAAUUUACAGCCGAGUGUACAAAUUAUAUCUUCAAAAAUU